Messenger RNA from Eupeodes corollae, 1630 nucleotides. It is a transcript of the gene pont, whose product is annotated as ruvB-like helicase 1. Gene Ontology annotation, molecular function: DNA helicase activity; ATP binding; ATP hydrolysis activity. Gene Ontology annotation, cellular component: Ino80 complex; NuA4 histone acetyltransferase complex; R2TP complex. The transcript has 4 exons. The record is from RefSeq and is a predicted model, not a curated record. Gene Ontology annotation, biological process: chromatin remodeling; box C/D snoRNP assembly; regulation of transcription by RNA polymerase II. Lineage: Eukaryota; Metazoa; Arthropoda; Insecta; Diptera; Syrphidae. Bases 156 to 1526 code for a protein of 456 amino acids.
CUUUCCGCAAAACGAAAACAAAAGUGUGCUCACUCGGUUGCUGUUUCAGUUUAUUUCACAUGUGCGCAACAUUUUUCUAGAAACAAUUCAAUUUGUUUGAUCGAUACGUAAAAACCCCAUAAAAUUACAACUGCUAUUUUAUUGUCCGAAGGAAAAUGAAAAUCGAAGAAGUAAAAAGCACUGUCCGAACCCAGCGAAUUGCCGCCCACAGCCAUGUAAAAGGUCUGGGACUCGAUGAAAGUGGCGCUCCAAUUGCCAUUGCCGCCGGCUUGGUUGGCCAAAAAAAUGCUAGAGAGGCAGCUGGAAUCGUGGUGGAUUUGAUAAAAUCAAAGAAAAUGGCAGGACGAGCCCUUCUACUCGCCGGCCCACCUGGAACCGGCAAAACAGCAAUUGCCCUCGCCAUUGCACAGGAACUGGGAAAUAAAGUCCCAUUCUGUCCAAUGGUUGGCUCUGAGGUGUUCAGCAGUGAAAUUAAAAAGACCGAAGUUCUCAUGGAGAACUUCCGCAGGUCGAUUGGUUUGAGGAUCCGUGAGACAAAGGAAGUCUACGAGGGCGAAGUCAUCGAGUUAACACCGGUGGAAACAGAAAACCCCAUGGGAGGCUAUGGUAAGACGAUCAGCAAUGUGGUGAUUGGCCUAAAGACUGCAAAGGGAACAAAACAACUGAAACUCGAUCCGAGUAUCUUCGAGUCGCUUCAGAAGGAGAAAGUCGAGGUCGGCGAUGUCAUCUACAUCGAGGCCAAUAGUGGAGCUGUUAAGCGACAAGGUCGUAGUGACAGCUUUGCCACCGAAUUCGAUCUGGAAACCGAGGAGUAUGUCCCGCUGCCAAAGGGAGAAGUCCAUAAGAAGAAGGAAGUUAUUCAGGACGUGACGUUGCACGAUUUGGAUGUAGCAAAUGCCCGACCCCAGGGCGGACAGGAUGUCCUCUCAAUGAUGGGACAGCUUAUGAAGCCAAAGAAGACUGAAAUUACUGAUAAACUGAGAAUGGAAAUCAACAAAGUUGUCAACAAAUACAUCGACCAGGGAAUAGCUGAGCUGGUACCCGGCGUACUCUUCAUCGAUGAAAUCCACAUGUUGGACUUGGAGACUUUCACCUAUUUGCACAAGUCUCUGGAGUCGCCCAUAGCACCAAUUGUCAUAUUCGCCACCAAUCGCGGUCGCUGUGUCAUAAGAGGAACCACAGACAUUUCAUCACCUCACGGCAUUCCAUUGGAUCUGAUCGAUCGCCUUCUCAUCAUUCGCACUCUCCCAUACACCACAUCCGAGAUGGAACAAAUCAUUAAGCUCCGUGCCCAAACCGAAGGAUUGCAACUGGAAGACAACGCAUUCGCUCAGCUCAGUGAAAUUGGUAGUGCCUCAACUCUGAGAUAUGCCGUCCAGUUGCUUACUCCAGCUCAUCAAAUGAGCAAAGUUAAUGGGCGAUCGAUAAUCUCUAAGGAUGACAUCAAUGAUGUCCACUCGUUGUUCCUCGAUGCUAAACGCUCUUCGAAGCAUUUGUCCGAGAAGAACAACAAGUUUAUGAUGUAAUUUGUAUUUUUAUUUUGUUGCUGCAGAUUAUUCCAUAAUUUUUAUAUUUAAUUUGAUUUCAUUUCUGAUUAAUCCAUUAAACUAUUUUUCUGUUUCAAAAAUAA